Molecule: messenger RNA, 3677 nt
Organism: Pungitius pungitius (ninespine stickleback)
Lineage: Eukaryota; Metazoa; Chordata; Actinopteri; Perciformes; Gasterosteidae
Product: sodium- and chloride-dependent GABA transporter 2-like
Exons: 15
Coding region: 431-2218 (595 amino acids)
Biological process (GO): sodium ion transmembrane transport
Cellular component (GO): plasma membrane
Molecular function (GO): gamma-aminobutyric acid:sodium:chloride symporter activity
Source: RefSeq, a predicted model, not a curated record
UAAAAAGUUGUUAGCGUUUACAUGAUGUUUGCCCCCAUAAACCAAGAUAACUUCAGCCUGAAUGGGCGCCCCAUAAGAGAGGCGACUCAGCUGAUUUGGUUUACUUGUAAGCAACUGUGUUAAUCUGAACGUCUCACGCAGCGCUGUCGCCUCGGUGGAAAAGUACAGCGGGGAAGUGGUGUCCCCUGGAACCCGGUCAGAGAAAACACUCUUCAAGUGACACGACGUGUUCAGACCAGUGCGACAGAUAAUGAGGUCAUAGAGGAGCAAGAGGAAGCCCUGGGUGCCCGUGGCAUGUUGUUCCUGUUGAGAUCCUGCGGUGCACCCAGCUUAGAGGAAUACUGAUCAGUUUGCUGAGGCUGCCAGCGACUCUUGGGGGAGGGGGCUUGGCGGUGGAAGGAAGAUUGAUUAAAGGAAACAGCCAUCAGAGAUGCCUGGUCAGGAUAGCAGUCUGGUGAAGAAGACACAACUGCUAGAUCGAGGCCAAUGGGGGAACAAGUUGGAAUUUCUGUUGGCUGUAGCAGGAACCCUGGUGGGGCUGGGGAACCUCUGGAGGUUUCCCUAUUUGUGCUACAAGAAUGGGGGAGGUGCAUUUCUGGUUCCUUACGUCUUGUUUCUGCUCUCUUGUGGCAUACCGAUGUUCCUCCUGGAGACGGCCAUGGGACAGUUCACAUCUCAAGGAUGCAUUACCUGCUGGAGGCACUUCUGCCCUUUGUUUGAAGGGAUUGGCUACGCUACCCAGGUUGUGAUCGCAUACGCUGCCGUGUCGUACAUUGUCAUCCAGGCGUGGGCCUUCUUCUACCUCUUCUCCUCCUUCAGCGCUGAGGUCCCGUGGGCCAGCUGCAGAAACACCUGGAACACAGAGUUUUGUGUUGAAUUUGACAAAAAUAAUGCAUCAUACAACUGGACAGCAAACGCAACAACGCCUGCAACAGAAUUCUGGGAGAGACGGGUGUUGGGCAUAUCUCAAGGGAUUGAAGAGAUUGGGAGCCUGAGGUGGGAGUUGGCCUUGUGUCUCUUACUGGCCUGGGUCCUUUGCUACUUCUGUGUUUGGAAAGGAGUCAGAUCCACUGGAAAGGUGGUUUACUUCACAGCCACAUUCCCUUAUGUGAUGCUGGUGGUUCUGUUGGUGCGUGGACUCACUCUACCAGGAGCGGUGGAUGGCAUUGCUUUCUAUCUGUACCCGGACCCCACGAGGUUGGUGGACCCUCAAGUUUGGAUGGAUGCAGGUGCACAAGUUCUUUUCUCGUUUGGGAUUUGUCAGGGCAGUCUGACAGCUCUGGGAAGUUACAAUCAAUAUAAUAAUGAUUGCUACAAGGACACGUUUGUUCUGUGUUUGGUGAAUGGCGCGUCAAGCUUUGUGGCAGGUUUCGCCAUCUUUUCAGUUCUGGGCUUCAUGUCCUUCGAACAGGGUGUGCCAAUAUCUGAGGUGGCUGCUUCGGGCCCCGGCUUGGCGUUCAUCGCAUACCCUCGUGCAGUAGCCAUGAUGCCCUUUCCGCAGUUAUGGUCCAUAUGUUUCUUCAUCAUGGUCAUACUGUUGGGGGCAGAUACACAGUUCGUCAGUCUGGAAUGCCUGAUGACCUCCGUGACCGACAUGUUCCCCAGCGUGUUUCGAAGAGCUUAUCGUCGCGAGUUGCUGCUGCUUUGUCUCUGCGUUGUCUUCUUCUUCCUCGGCCUCCUUCUCGUCACAGAGGGUGGCUUGUACUUCCUUCAACUCUUUGACCACUAUGUCUGCAGUGGCAACAAUCUGCUGCUGCUGUCAGUGUGUCAGUCGGUAGCCAUCGGGUGGGUGUACGGUGCAGAUCGUCUCUAUGACAACAUCGAAGACAUGGUGGGCUAUCGCCCGUCUUCCGUAAUGAAGUACUGCUGGCUUUACGUUACCCCCACUGUUUGUCUGAGCACCUUUGUCUUUUCAUUGGUGAAAUACAAGCCUCUAAAGUUCAACAAAACCUACGUCUAUCCGCCCUGGGCCUACGCUUUGGGCUGGUGCCUGGGACUGUUCUGCGUUCUCCUGGUUCCUCUGUGGAUCCUCUUUAAACUAAUGCAGAUGAAAGGCACUGUGGGGCAGAACUUGAGGCAUCUUUGUCGCCCUGAAAUCAAGACGCACGGCCCGGCGAAGCAGUCGGAGCAAUGCCCCCUGGACCCCGACAACACUCUUUCUCCUGCUGCCAAUGAAUGCAAAGCCGGUGGUGGAGCUGAGAUGGAGAUGCACAUGUGAGAAGAUGAACGUUUCUGACAAGGUUUCAGACGUGGCGUUAGGAUUUUAAACUGCACGUUUUACAAGUGAAGCCUUUGCAGAGAAAUGAUGAGGAGCAAUUCCUUCGGACAUCCAGCUCUGUUUGGGUCUGCAGCGGGCUCAAUGAGCAGCGAGUCGGGUGUCUCUGCUGUAGACCAACAUGGCGUAGCAUCGGAACACUAUCGAACCAUUUAAAAAUAAUCUUGUUUUCAGUUUAAAAAAAAAACUUCAGAUCAAGUCACCUGCAUAGAAACCAAUGGAAAUGGUUUGCCUUAAACAUGAUAUUAUUAUAUUGUCCUUGAUUAGCUUUGUUCCUUAUCAUAUAUUUUCUGUUACUGUAUGUAUACAUUUAUUUACUUGAAUCUGUUACUUGAUUAUAUUAUAAUUAAAUGGGGAUAGUUUCCAUUCUGCACGUUGCUUUUCAGUGUGAGCUCACAACACUCAUCUCACCAUCAAAAUAACACAACAGACUAAAGUAGUGAUGCUGUUUUGCACUGAGGUUGUUACUGCUGCAUUGGCUAUUCCUCUGCUUAUAAGCUCUGUUUUAAAUGUAUAACAAAGCAAAAUGAGACUUUCAAGGAGCUCCAGGCUUCCUGAAGAAAACAUCUUUGUACGGUGUGGUGUGGGUUAGUACGGCUCCGGACACAGGCACUGACACCAGGGUGGUGGGCUUCAAAGGUUUUAUUGUUUUAAUUAUUUUGCUCCCGCUCGCUCGCCCCCGCCUCACUCCUCAAAUAGGGGAGAGCACACACACACACACACAAUUAUCCCCAGCUGGUUGUUAUUGUUUUCACCUGGCCCUGUUCCCCGAGCCACUCCCCCUCUCUCCCCCCUGCAGCCGAGCUGAAACCACGCCCGCCACCACAGUCUUAUUUUUUAAUUUUGUUAUCUUUGUUGUGACAAAAAAUCAUACGGAACGUGUUACAGAUCUGAUUCAAGCCUCCGUGUGGAUUCUUCUCCAUGGCAACGGCUGCUGAGGGUCAUGGGAACUGUAGUCCUCGGCACAGUUCUAAACCAACAGUAUACGUUCAGGGGAAAUGUUUUUGACCAAGAGCUAUAACCCUUUUGUACUCUUAAAUUUACUAGAACGCAUGUCAUCAUCAAAAACACCUUCAAUUAUGAUUUAAAACACGUAUUUACUUAGAAAUAUGCAGCUUAGCCCAAAGGAAAGGCAUGUUUUGCACAAACAUGAUAUUCACCUUUUUGUUAGUGGAUCGAGACUUUUUUACCUUGCUGUAGUCGUUUUGUUACUGUAGUAGAGAUCCAAAGUAAAGGGUUAAUCUGAAUGGGUAUUAACAGACGCGUGACGAUUGGUGAUCAAAGCUGUCAGGUGCCUUAAGGUUGACUAUGUGUGAGCAAUGUACAACAUAUUUUUUCAAAUCAUAUCCAUGUUGUGUGAACUCAAUACAUUUCAUAUUGUGCAGAUUUGCAUUUUCUUUGG